GCGCGGGCGCCAAUUUGAACCAUGGGACGCGGACACUCGCUUGUGGUUGCGUUCAAACAAUCUAAUAAGACUUGCUUCAUUUCUUUUUUAAAUGUUAACAUUCAGUAAAAAUUUUCCUCGAAUUGCUCUUGCUCCUAUAGACUACGAUGCCUAGGUGUUUCCUUGAUGCCAUCAGGGGAUAUAAAAAUGGAAAAUACCGCGGUGGAGUUGCUUUUGAUCCCAGUGUUAUGGUUACCAGAUCUGGACGCGUUAUAACUAAAAGGCAAGGUCAUCAUUCCAACCAAUUAGCUUAUUGUCAGAACACUUUAAAUUGCCAUGAUUCUUCAUACCAAGAACAGAGCUCAACAUCCAACAAUCACACACUAGUAAAGACCUCGUUGAGUAAUAUGUCCUUUGUGACACGUUUUCAUAUCAAUAGCAAUGUUCCAGAUUUCUAUACAUCUGCUCUACCUUUGGAAGAUGUGAUUUGCAAACAAAAUUUCAACUAUGUUUUAAACAAGAAGAUUUCAGCUGCUAAUCGAAAAUUAAAGUUCCACUGCUCUGAGAUCCCAUAUAAAAUAAAUAAAAACAUCAGUAACCUGACAAACAUGUCCAGAACUACGUCCUAUCUUGCUGAGUCUUUGCCUAUUACAACCCGAUAUCUAAAUAAUAUACCUCUUGGAGAGAAUCCAUUCUGUUUAGAAGAUAAUACUAAGGCUGGAGGUAUUAAACCAAGGGAACAUUAUACAUAUGAACCUCUCAAUAUGUUGCUGUGUGACAGAUAUGUUUCUACCAAUCACUCUUUCUUGAUUAGCCAUUCAUCUAAAGGAGGGAAGCAAAAUUCUGAUUCUGACCAAAAAGUUUCAACAGAUUACUCCAGGUUUUCUGUAAAUGAAUUACUGUACCCCUAUAAUUCAUUUGAGUUGAACACUAAUGUCUCCUGUCACAACUGUUUAAAAUGCAAACGCUCUUUCAACAACUUUUCAGCCCUUGCUGCUCAUGCUCGCUCUCACUCUGAUCAGAAAAACAAGUGUGGUAUUUGUGGAAAGAUUUUUACUCGUUCUUGGCUUCUAAAAGGCCAUAUGCGUACACAUACAGGUGAAAGGCCAUUUCAGUGCACACAUAAUGGAUGUAAUCGAGCAUUUGCAGACAAAUCUAAUUUACGCUCACAUAUGUUAAUUCACACUGUUAAAAGCAAGAAUUUUCUUUGUGAAAAAUGUGGUCGAGCUUUUGCUCAGAAGCGUUACUUACAUAAACAUCGGCUUGAAGUAUGUCAAGUGAUUUAGAAAUAUUGAAAAGAAACAGUCUUUUAAAUAGAAUUUUUACAAAAUUUUUUUUUAACUAUUCAUAUCUACA
Messenger RNA from Octopus sinensis (East Asian common octopus), 1335 nucleotides. Its product is annotated as zinc finger protein 83-like. The transcript is spliced from 2 exons. Bases 147 to 1265 code for a protein of 372 amino acids. The record is from RefSeq and is a predicted model, not a curated record. NCBI's taxonomy places the organism in Eukaryota, Metazoa, Mollusca, Cephalopoda, Octopoda, Octopodidae.